This is a messenger RNA of Gasterosteus aculeatus aculeatus (three-spined stickleback), 2016 nucleotides long. RefSeq names its product transmembrane protein 100a (gene tmem100a). Gene Ontology annotation, biological process: cellular response to BMP stimulus. Lineage: Eukaryota; Metazoa; Chordata; Actinopteri; Perciformes; Gasterosteidae. The record is from RefSeq and is a predicted model, not a curated record. Gene Ontology annotation, cellular component: plasma membrane.
GUUGCUCUCGAUGGGGAUGGCAGUGGCAGUCCGACCCGCAGCGGACUCCACAGAGGAACGACCCCCCCGCAGAAGCAGAAGAAGAAGAAGAAGAAAAAGAAGAAGAAGAAGAAGCCGAGAAGAAGUGGUUUCUUGUAACAGUCCAACGAAGAAGAAAACAACAGCCUCUUUCUACUGAGACGGUUUGAGUCGGAGGAGAGUUCCGAGGAGGCUUCGGGGCGCUUCAGGGGGCUUUGGGGGCUUUGGAGUCAUGCACAACGGCUGUGAGGCUGGGAGCUCCUAGCCAAAGGCCGGGCGGUAACGAGGACGUCGGCGAGGGAACCCCCCUGAGGCUCUGCGUUCCUGCGAUGCCAGAAGAGGCCGGCGGCGGCAUGAGAGCGCCAGCCACGCCAGAAAAGUCCAACGGCGGCGAUCGCCCCGCGGCCACCGCGGUGAACAUCCCCCUGGUCAAUGAGACUCAGCUGACCGCCGCCACCGGCGGGGCGGAGCUGUCCUGCUACCGCUGCACCGUCCCCUUCGGCGUGGUGGUCCUCAUCGCCGGCGUGGUGGUCACCGCCGUGGCCUACAGCUUCAACUCGCACGGGUCCACCAUCUCGUACUUUGGCCUGGUGCUGCUCUCCUCUGGCCUGGUGCUCCUGGCGUCCAGCGUGGUCUGCUGGAAGCUGAGGCUGGAGAGGAGGAAGGAGCGGCGGCGGGAGAGCCAGACCGCCCUGGUCGCCAACCAGAGGAGUAUUUUCACCUGAACCGGCAGUCCGGACUCAUGGACCAGGGGGGGGGGGGAUUUCUUUGCAGAGUUCCGGGCCUCGUUCUUGAGAGUUUUAGCAGAACCAGCUGCGGGCAGAUGCUGACCGGCAUGUUUUGUUUUCCGACAUGUAAAAAAACAGAAAGAAAGAAAAAACCGACUGCAGACUCUAGAGGCCCAGAAGCUUUGAACACUUUGUGAGGGAUUUAUUUGUCCAACAGACGCCGAGCAUCUGGCGAGCUGGGAACGCAGCCAGAGGGAAUGUAUCACAAUUAAGAUGAAUUACCGCAGCGCGAAGCGAUGUAGAGGAAGUCUCCCAUUAAUCUGCCGUUGGAUGUUGGCGGCUUUGAUUGUAAUCGGAGGGAUUGCGGUCGGAAAGGCCCAGGAGACCAGAGGGAAAAACCGAAGAAACCCAGGGACAAUGAUUCACGCCUCAUUUGACCACACUUCAUCUUGGACAUAUGGGUUUGUGAAGCCUCAGCGAUCAUCUCACGGGGCUUAUUAGGAAUGUUUUGGAAGUAUGGUACUCGAUGAGGAUUGUCUUUACAACAUGCCAUUAUAUUCAGUGCAGCAAAGCCGUCUAGAAGGCAAAUGAGGUUCAAGGGAGCCUUUAACCUCAAUUAUAUAUCCUGUCGAAGGCCUUUGAUUAUCAUAUUCGGCAUAUUCAGUAUUAAACUAUGCUAUUAACUAAUAAAGUAGCCUGUAGGGAUUUAUCCAGAAUUCUACCACCUAGUAGGCAAAGAAACAUCAGGAGUUGCAUGUUGGACACCUGGAGAAACGCACAACAACGUACAACGCAACAAAGUCACUGGUGUCAAUGAAUAACAAUCGCAUGUAACGCGAAAACGUAACAACAACGUGAUAUAACACAUGAUUUAAUAACAGUACUUUUCGUACUAGAAGUUUGCUAAGAAGCGGCGGCGGCGGCGGCGGUGACUCCUCCCACCAGUCCGGGUUUACCGGCUCCUUGGACUCAUUGUCGUACGACGUCGCUUGUUACUUGUCCCGAGCAAACGCAAAAGGGACGAGACUCUAAUGUUGAAUACCUGCAUUUUACCUGGUGGAUGAGUUGAACUGUGAGUAGCUUUGCUAAUUUUGGUAAAUUUGGAACAUCAUAAUGAGACUUGGUGUGAUGAUCACGUAUUGUACUUGUUGUACCCACAUACAAGAAAUACUUAAUGUAGCAUUUGUUUUGCUUUAAGGUCAUCGUUUGCAUGUAUCAGCUGUUGCCGGGACGUCAUCAGGUUUAAUAAACUGAUAUAUACACAAACAUG